AUGGUUGGGUUAGAGCAGCUGGAGAUUCACAGUAAGUCGUAUAUUGUCAGAUGGAUUCGAGUUGAGCAGGGUCACACCAUAUCUUGGAGCUUCCAACCACAUAAAAAAUCAAUCAAUUUUGGUAUAUUCAAACAUCCUGGAAAAUCUGUGUAUCCCGGGCUUUCCACUAGGCCAGCUCCUGAGAGUAGUCUCACACUCUCUUCUCAACCAGAAAAUGAUGGAGAGAAGCAACGUCGUCCUCCUAAUGGUCGAAAUGAUACUUCAACGGCACAAAAACAACUGGAAACAAAGGGAUUUAAAUUAAUGCAAUGGCAUGGGAAAUGCGAGGCAGACAAAGUAUCAAUUGGUACAUACGACGUUCUCCCUGGCAAUGGAGGAAUGUACGGCUUAUUAUUUGAUAAUACUUUCUCUAAGCAAUUUUCCAAGACAGCAACUUUAGUCCUAUUCACGUAUCCUUCGAAUGCACCUCCUCAAUCUAACCAUGGUCACUUAUUAAACGAUACGGCCUCCUUAUCUUCGGCUGGGAAGGCCAGGAAAGGCAAGCAGCUUUCAACUAUGGCCUCGGCUUCAAAUUCGGUUGAUAGCCUUCAAAAUUGCCCUGAAAUAACUGGAGAUACCACUAAAAUCAACUCGCAACUCAACAGGAGCAAUACUGCAAAAAGUACCGCUAACCAUGUGGGGAUUAUGUCCAAACGUCGUCGAAAGAGAGGCCAAGGGUAUGCAGCUAGAUAUUUUUCUCUUGAUUUCGCUACGUGUACAUUGUCUUAUUACUACAAUCGUAACUCGUACGCAUUAAGAGGUGCAAUACCUCUGAGCUUAGCUGCAAUUACUGCGGAUAAACUUAGAAGAGAAUUUAGCAUUGACUCAGGCGCUGAGAUAUGGCAUUUGAAAGCCGACAGUCCUAAGGAUUUUGAAGAAUGGGCAAAAGCUUUAGAAAGAGCCAGCAGAAUCGCCAAAGCCAUGAAGCUAGAUUCUACGCCCUCCCAAAGACUUAGAGCUCAGACAAGGAGACACUCUUCAUCCUUUGAAGAAGAGGAACAUGAGUGGGAGCAAGUCGAAGCCCUUGUAAGCCGAAUAGUUGGAACUCGGGAUGCCGUUCGCAGGCUAUUCAAUGACACGGCUCCAAUGGCUCCAACAGAUCCAAAGCAAACUGUAGUUGUAGGUUCGGGACUCUCAACUUGUAGUAGCUCAGCACCCGAAGAUGCAACCGACUACUUUAGUUCUAAUCAGGUUCAUGAGAGAAAAGCAUUCUGGAAACGCAAGUAUAGUGCCACAUCUACAUCUCAGCUAAAGAAUCGUAGUACUUCAACACAGCUAGUCAUACCUAAUCCGAGCGUAAGCAACAAUACGGCAAAUGAAUACUUAAUGCCAUCUCCUAAGUUGAAUACAAAGUAUCCUCGACGUCCAGAAAUUAUCAUGCAUGACCACUUUUCGGAAUUUCUGAACGAUCUAGAUACAGUUCUUGACGACUUUUCUACACUUCUUACAAGAAGUAAGCACCGUAGAACUGCCUCAAGAUCGGCCCAGAGGUCUAGUAUCGACUCUGCAUCAACCGCAGAAUUUUUUGAUGCAGAGUCUAGGAGAUCUGACCUGUCUCAAGUAAUCUUAAUUGAAUGCAGAAGUGAUGAACAAUUACAACUAUCAGAAGAAGAAUUUGUCACAGAUGCAUCAUCUCUAUCUAACAGCAAGGAUGAAGAAGAUCUAUCAUACCUCAACGGAGCAGCAGCAUUAUUCCCUUCUAAGCUCAAAACUUUUGAUCCCCUUCCAAUAAAAAUUUCUAUCAACAGGAGGAAAUCUAUUCCCCCAGCAACUGUUCCGCCACCUAGCCUAAUAAGCUUUCUUCGGAAAAAUGUGGGAAAAGAUCUAAGUAUGAUUAGCAUGCCUGUGAGUGCCAAUGAACCUACAUCUUUUCUUCAGCGUAUAGCAGAACAGUUUGAAUAUGCUGAGCUUCUUGAUAAAGCAAUAUCUCAAAGGUUUUCAAGUACGCGACUUCUUUACGUAGCUGCCUUCGCUAUUUCACACUUCAGUAUAAAUCGCUGCAAGGAAAGGGCGCUUCGAAAGCCAUUUAAUCCAAUGCUCGGCGAGACCUACGAGUUAUUACGAACGGAAAAUGAAGUUCCAGGCGGGUUCAGACUUAUAGCAGAAAAAGUUUCACACAGGCCUGUUCGUAUUGCUUGUCAGGCAGACUCUCUAAACUGGUCAAUCAGCCACUCACCUGCUCCUACCAACAAAUUUUGGGGCAAGAGCGCGGAACUUAUUACUGAUGGCCGAGUUCGACUUGUCUUACGUUUGAAGGACGGUAGCGAGGAACUUUACAGCUGGACCGUGGCAAACGCUUUUUUGCGCAAUGUCGUCAUGGGUGAGAAGUACAUAGAACCAGUUGGAUCUGUAACUGUCACGAAUGAAAGUACCGGUGCGCACGCAGUAAUCGAAUUCAAACAGAAGGGAAUAUUUGGUGGCCGCAGUGAAGACGUGGAGGCAAAGGCUCAAAAUACUGAUCGCAAUGAACCCUCUAUCCUUACAGGCAAUUGGACAAAUAGCCUUCGUGUUAUCGAGGCAGGCAAACAAUCAAGUCAAGAAAUUUGGUGCGUGGGAGAAUUAAUUGAUAAUCCAUCGCAAAAAUACGGACUCACAUCUUUUGCCGCCACUUUGAAUGAGAUAACCUCUAUUGAGAAAGAUAGGUUGCCUGUAACAGAUUCUCGGUUGCGACCUGAUCAACGAGCUGCCGAAGAUGGGAAUCUUGAGGAAGCAGAACGAUUAAAGGUCAUCUUAGAGGAGCGACAACGGAACCGAAGAAGAGAACUGGAAGAGCGUGGCGAGGUAUGGAUACCCCGCUGGUUUGUGCGAAUAGAGGGUGGUGAUGGCGGCGAAGAGGUCUGGAAACUAAAAAGCGGCAAAGAUGGGUACUGGGAACAAAGAUCAAGAGGUGUUUGGACUGGAAUUAUGGAUGUUAUGUCAGUUUCGGAGUGUGAAUGA
Blumeria graminis f. sp. triticale is the source of this 2976-nucleotide messenger RNA. The record is from the annotation of a GenBank genome assembly. NCBI's taxonomy places the organism in Eukaryota, Fungi, Ascomycota, Leotiomycetes, Helotiales, Erysiphaceae.